Messenger RNA from Trichosurus vulpecula (common brushtail), 5785 nucleotides. RefSeq names its product sterol regulatory element binding transcription factor 1 (gene SREBF1). Gene Ontology annotation, biological process: regulation of transcription by RNA polymerase II. Gene Ontology annotation, cellular component: nucleus. Gene Ontology annotation, molecular function: protein dimerization activity; RNA polymerase II cis-regulatory region sequence-specific DNA binding; DNA-binding transcription factor activity, RNA polymerase II-specific. NCBI's taxonomy places the organism in Eukaryota, Metazoa, Chordata, Mammalia, Diprotodontia, Phalangeridae. The record is from RefSeq and is a predicted model, not a curated record.
GUUAAGCGACCAACUUUAAGCGGGCAUGGUGCCGGGGGCGGGCGGGUGGCGACCCUGGCACUAACUUUGUUUCAGGAACUGGGCGAGGCCGCCGGCCGCCUGCGGGCCCGGACAGAGUUCGGGGUGUGCACGGUUUCUCCUCCGGGAAGAGCACGGUCCAUGGAGCAGAGCUAAGGGAAGGCGCAGGGAGAGGCGCGGUGUGCGAAAAGCAACGCCACCCAGCCCGGAGGAGGUGUCCCGGGGUCCGGCGGGCCGGAGGCGGCGGCAGCGGAGCCGCGGGCUCCCUCCAGCCGCCAACAUGAACGACCUUUCCUUCGAUGAGACGGCCUUGGAUCCUUCCCUGGCCCUGGGCGAGUCCAGUGACAUCGACUCGGCUCUGCUCAGUGACAUCGAAGAUAUGCUUCAGCUGAUCAACAACCAGGACAGCGACUUUCCCAGUCUCUUUGACUCUAGUUAUGGUGGGGCUGCACCCACCUUCCAGGAUGUUGCCUCUUCUGGGGGCCUGUCCCCAACCCCCAGCUCUCUCGGCUCCACUCUCGACAACUUCUUGGGGAGCACCAAGGUGCCCACCCACGUUAAGAUGUACCAGCCGCCCCCUCCUGCUCCUCCUGCGAUGAGCAGCUUCCAGCCCCCGCAGCUGAUAGCAGGACCUGACCUGGGCCAGGCCUCGCCGGGCAUCAAGGAGGAGCCCAUGCAGCUUUCCAUCCUGCAGCCUUCCCCCCCUCAGCUGCUAUCCCAGCCUGUGCUGCCACCCCCGAUGGCACCACAGCCACCUCCCCCGUCCCAGCCCCAGCUGCAGUCUCAACCCCAGCCUCAGCCUCAGCCCCAGCUGCAGCCACAGCAGGCACAGCCACCACAACCACAGCCACCACAACCACAGCCACAGCCACAGCCACAGGAGCUACAGCCACCGGGAGUCAUGGUGCCCCAGAGUUUUGUUACUACUUCCUCCUCAGUUACCUCUCCAUCUCUACUAGAUUACCAAGGCCAGAGCAGUUUCCAGCGCCUGGGAAGGGAUAAUACCUCAGUGAGAAUGAAGUCAUCAGGUCUUCUCCUGGCACAGAAUGAGAUCUGGGGGGAGGGGUACCUGAAAAGAGCUGUUCCUCCUGGUAAUGUCCAGCAGCCCCUGUCUCCUCAGGGGUCAUUGCCCGUCACCAUCCAAGCCCAGGUUCAGAAUAUCUGCCCACAGCCGUUGCUGACGGCACCUGCCCAGGUUGUCUCCUCCCAGAUCCAGCAGGUCCCAGUCCUGCUCCAGCCUCACUUCAUCAAGGCUGAUUCACUGGUCCUGACAGCUGUGAAGACUGAUGUGGGCACAGGAGUGAAGACCUCAGGAAUCAAUACUUUGGCCACCACCACAGCAGUGCAGUCGGCCCCCCUGCAGGUCCCGACCCUGGUGAGUGGAGGCACCAUUUUGGCCACCGUGCCCCUGGUGGUAGAUGCCGACAAGCUGCCCAUCAAUCGUCUUGCUGCUACAGGCAAGACCCCCAGCUCCCAGAGCAAAGGGGAGAAGAGAACAGCUCACAAUGCUAUUGAGAAGCGUUAUCGAUCCUCUAUUAAUGACAAGAUUGUGGAACUCAAAGACCUGGUGGUGGGGACUGAGGCCAAGCUGAACAAGUCAGCCAUCCUGAGGAAGGCCAUUGACUACAUCCGAUUCCUGCAGCAGACCAAUCAGAAGCUGAAGCAAGAGAACUUGACUCUCAGGAUGGCCAUGCAGAAGAACAAAUCCCUGAAAGACCUGGUAUCAUCAUCGUGCAGUGGUGGAAGCAUGGACGUACCAAUGGAGAUCAUCAAGCCAGAGAUGGUGGAUGCGCUGACCCCGCCACCCUCCGAUGCUGGCUCCCCCUCCCGCAGCAGCCCCCUGUCCUUGGGUAGUGGUGGCAGUGGCAACAGCAGUGACUCAGAGCCCGACAGCCCGAUCUUUGAAGACCCCAAGGUGAAAAAGGAACAGCUCCCCUCCCCCAGCAGCCUGGGCAUGCUGGACCGAUCACGAUUGGCCCUGUGUGCCUUUGUCUUCCUCUGCCUUUCCUUCAACCCGUUGGCCUCCCUUCUGGGCAGGAACAGUGGCCAGAGCCAGGCUGACACCGCCAACCUCUACCAUGUGCCUGGACGCAGCAUGCUAGGCACAGAGGGCAAAGGUAGUCCCAGCUGGUCUCAGUGGCUGCUGCCCACUUUGUUUUUCUGGAUGCUCAAUCUGUUGGUGGUCCUGGCGGUCUUCAUCCGCCUCUUCAUCUAUGGCGAGCCCAUCACCAGGCCCCACUCGGGACCCUCGGUCUUGUUUUGGAGACACCGCAAGCAGGCUGAUUUGGAUCUGGCCCGGGGGGACUUCGCCCAGGCCUCACAGAACCUGUGGCUGGCCCUCCGAGCCCUAGGCCGGCCUCUGCCCACCUCCCAUUUGGACCUGGCCUGCAGCCUCCUCUGGAAUCUCAUCCGCCACUUCCUUCAGCGGCUCUGGGUGGGACGUUGGCUGGCUGACCGGGCCGGGGGCCUCCUGCGCGAUCGGGAGCUGCAGGCGGAUGUCAGAGCUAGCUCCAGAGAUGCAGCCCUUGUCUACCAUAAGUUACACCAGCUGCAUAUGACAGGGAAGUACACCAGCGGCCACUUUGCUGCCAUCAACCUGGCAUUGAGUGCCCUCAACUUGGCUGAGUGUGCAGGCACUUCCAUCUCCGUGGCAACCUUAGCUGAGAUCUAUGUGGCCGUGGCGCUCCGGGUCAAGACGAGCUUUCCUCGGGCCCUCCAUUUCCUGACGCGCUUCUUCCUGAGUAGUGCCCGCCAGGUGUGCCUAGCCCAGAGCGGCACCAUGCCCCCUGCCAUGCAGUGGCUUUGCCAUCCUGUGGGACACCGCUUCUUCGUGGACGGGGACUGGACAGUGAGGAGCACCCCCAGGGAGAGUCUCUACAGCUCCACAGGGAACCCAGUGGAUCCCCUGGCCCAGGUGACACAGCUGUUUCGGGAGCAUCUGUUGGAGAAAGCCUUGGGCUGUGUGGCCAAGCCUGAACAGACCCUGGCUUCGGCUGACGGGGACAGAGAGUUCUCUGAUGCCCUCGAGUACCUGCAGCUGCUAAACGGCUGCUCAGAUGCCGCCGGGGCCCCUGCCCUCAACUUCUCCAUCAGUUCCAGCAUGGCCACGACCACCGGUACUGACCUUGUGGCCAAGUGGUGGGCGUCCCUCAUUACAGUGGUAAUUCACUGGCUCCAGCGGGAUGAUGAGGGGGCAGAGGCUCUCUACCCUAUGGUGGAGUAUAUGCCCAAAGUCCUACAGGCUUCCGAGAAGCCCCUGCCUCGGGCAGCCCUGCACUCCUUCAAGGCAGCCAGGAUGCUUCUGGGAAAGCAGAAGCAGGAGCUUGGUCAGGCCAGCCUGAGCCAAUGCGAGAAGGCCAGCAGCUACCUACGGGAUAGCCUGACCACGGGGCCCUCUGCAGCCACUGCCGGUGCUUCUAUUGAUAAGGCCAUCCAGCUCCUCCUGUGUGAUCUGCUCCUGGUGACACGCACCAGCCUGUGGCAGCAGCAGGUGGGCGCUGCCCAGCCCCCCAGCUGUGGCUACCAGGCCUCGGCCCUGGAACUUAGAGGCUUCCAGCAGGACCUCAGCAGUCUUCGGCGUUUGGCGCAGUCCUUCCGGCCUGCCAUGAGAAGGGUCUUCUUACAUGAAGCUACUGCCCGGCUGAUGGCUGGAGCCAGCCCCACUCGGACCCACCAACUCCUGGACCGAAGCCUGAGGAGAAGGGCAGCCCCGAGCAACAAAGGACCAGCUGAGCUGGAGACUCGGCCCACACAGAGGGAACACGCAGAGGCCCUACUGCUCGCCUGCUGCUAUCUGCCCCCCACCUUCCUGUCGGCACCGGGCCAGCGAGUGGGGAUGCUGGCAGAGGCUGCCCGAACCCUGGAGAAGCUGGGAGACAAGAGGAUGCUGCACGACUGCCAACAGAUGAUUAUCAGGCUGGGCAGUGGGACCACUGUCACCUCGGGGUAACUGGGCCUCUCAGCCUCUCCAGAACCCCAGCCGGAUGACUGUCCCAGACCACCCAGUCCCCAUCCAGGACCACCCUAGAAUCUCUAUGCUUGCUUGGGUCCUAGCCAGGGCCUAGGACCUUUGAACUUUGUUGUCAUGGCAGCGUCACCAGGGCCCCCUGUAACUAGGGCUCCAGAGAUACAGGAUAUGGACGGAGGUGGCCAUGUGGCCUCUUUCUCUUCCUCUGUCACAGACCUGGAAGCCUCCCCACAUCCACUGGCCUCCUACCAAGAGGAGCCAGCAUGACCCUAGACCCUUUUUCAUUCAAAACCCCCUUUUCCCCACCUCUAACCUUGAGAAGCCAUGGAGUGUAAUGGGGGGGAAAAGCUGGAUUUAGAGACAGGAUCAAGGUUCAAGCCCCAGCUCUGACCUCUGAGCCCCAAUUUUCUCAUCUGUAAAAUGGAAGGGCUGGACUAGAUGACCUUUCCAAUUCUAUGAUCCUAUCAAAGAAAACAGGUCCUGGACACAUCCUGAUGGAGGUCCCGGGGUGGGGUGGGGUGGGGAGGGCAGGCAGAGUGUGUGAAUUUUGUUUGGGUGAUCCACCCCACCCUGAUGGAAGAGGUGGUGGCAAUACCCUUCCCUCCCUGCCCUCCCACCCUCCCCCAACUAAUCACUGGGUAAUUUGAUGCCUGUCAUUUAUUGUGUUUAAUGGGCCAAGGCUAAUGAGAACUUUGCCUUUUCCUUGGUAAUCAACCCUCAGAUAGGGAGUAAGGAGGGGGUGCAGGUGACUGGAGGGGCCCCAGGUGAAAGGCUGGGGAAGGAGAGGAAGUGGUGGUAGUUUUCCCAAAGGACUCUUGCCUCCCCUCCAUCCUGUCACGGUAGGCAGCAAGAUUGCUGGGUGAGAUGCUGCUGACCUCUGGUGGUCCCUUGGGAGAUUGCAAGGGCUUAUGUGGCUACCCGCUCAGGCAGGGCCCAUCCACAUUGAGCCCUCCGUUCAAAGCCUAUAGGGCACUGGUCUCAAAGCCAGGAAGACUUGGGUUCAAGUCCCACCUCUGAUAGAUAGUGGCUCAGUGCCCUAGGCAGUUCUCCAUGGCCUCUGGAAGCUUCCUAUGUUGAUGAAUCCCCGGUGCCACGCCAAGGGCUUCCUAAUCUUGAUGGAACCAAAUAGUGUAUUCUUUCCUGUUCUGAAUUGACUGCUUUGGGGGAGGGGAAAUUAGUUGUCCUGAAGCAGAUGUCCUUACCCUCUGGAGCAGAGGGAGGCUUGAAGGAAAGGCCCUCCAUACAGGAGAAGAGCUUCUGCUGUUCAUAGGUCUGCUUGCCCUCUCCCGCAUACUCUGGGUGGCCUCACAUGCCAAAAUAAUGAUGGGGCUGGGGGGCUCUGCCCCGGCCCUCUCAGCCUGACUCCCUUCCUCCCUGCACCAUCCCCCAGGCCCCCACUCCAUUCUCCCCAUCCCUCAGGCUCUCUACUGCAAAAGGAGUUUCUCCCUGUUCCCCUUGCAACCAGGGGUUGGGGUUGUUGCCCUGUGGGCCGCAGGAGGCCUUUACUCCCAAAGUUCUCUGGCCUUCUUAGGAGGGGAGGUGGGUCCCUGCUCUCAGGCCACUAUGGGCUCUAAUCAGUGGCCCCUGAGGGUCACACUACUGGAAGAGGAGGAAGCAGGUCCGGGGCCGUGUGGCUGACCCUGUACAUAUGUAUAUAUUGUCACUACCCCUCCUCGCCACUGCACUAGCCUCCCAAAAGUCUUGGGAGACAGCUGUACUACUUUUUUCCUUCGCAAACUUUUAUUUUCAUAGUGUGAGAAGAGUUUUGUACAGAAAAUUAAAAGGAGAAAUUAUUUAUAA